This is a messenger RNA of Vicia villosa (hairy vetch), 723 nucleotides long. RefSeq lists its product as uncharacterized. The transcript has a single exon. Lineage: Eukaryota; Viridiplantae; Streptophyta; Magnoliopsida; Fabales; Fabaceae. The record is from RefSeq and is a predicted model, not a curated record. The coding region runs from base 1 to 723 and encodes 240 amino acids.
AUGGAUGCUGCAGCAUCUAAGUCUAGGGUGGACCGUACCUUCGGGCAAUUUGUUCGCGUAUUGAUCGACAUGGACCUGACACGUACAUUGAAUCACAAUGUUUUGGUUGAAAGAGAAGGCUUUGCGUUUUUCUCAGACAUUGAAUAUGAAAACUUACCUGAGUUCUGCACGCACUGCAGAAAAUCGGGUCAUGUGGUGCAAAAUUGCAAACUGCUAAGACCCCCUAUGAACUCUCAUGCUCCAAAGCCGCAGGAGCCUGCAUUACUUAAUAAAAGUCCUACCGAAUCAGAUCAUGCUGAUUCUGUUCACUUAGAAGCUAGAGCGGAUGAUGGUGAUUUUGGUGGAAAUAAUUCUGAUAAUACCUUGAAAAAACAGGAUUUGGUGAAUGAUGUACCUGAAGCUGAAGCUUUGCUGAAUGGCUUGGCUGUUGAUGACCCUGUUUUGGUUCCUGUAAACUCUCUAAAUUUUGUUACUCAUCCCUCACGGAACAACGACUCUCAGCUAUCAGAGUUUGUAGACGCAACGCAGUUUGAUGUCGCCAAAGCUGAUGAAGGAGCUGUUUUUCUCCAGAAAUCUUGGGAUAACCUUGCUGAAGAAGAUGAACCUAUAGAAGGAGCCUUCUCAAAUGCGAUCUCCAAUCUCAACAAAAAGAAACACACAACUAGAGUAAAAAAGAAACACUCUUCAAGGUCUCAAGCAGGGCCAAAAACAGUGUCAUCAUGA